UUGUACUGUUCUGCAUUGUGGGGAGCAUAUUAUUGCUCAAAUAUUGCCCAAAUCGAGCAGCCAGAAUGACUUCCAUUACCAUGGCAAAUAGCCCAGAAAUGCUCAACGAUUCGAAAAAGAUCCCUUUUGAGGAGACUAUGGAAGAUAAGAACGAAUCCCUCCCAACGACAGACUUACCAGAAGUAUCAGCCAGAGCAAACAACGGAAAAGACAACUUAGGAAAGGACCAAGAUGAACUACAGGUCGAUGAAGACAAUGAAGCUCUAGCAAAGGAGGAAGAUGCUCACGGACUUGCUCGAAAAACAUAUUUUUCCAGAUACCGCGGUUACAACCACAAGCUUGAUGAGCGACGUGAAAAGGCUGAUAUGCGAUUACAGCAAUCAAAAGCCUACGCUGAUUUGAUUGAGCAUCGAAUUAUAGAUAUCGAGGAGAAACUCGGCAGAAUUCUUGACGAACCGACCAAGCAUGCUAAGUUAAAAGAAGGCUUAGCUCCCCCAUCCAAUAAAGUAGAGAUAAAGAAGUUGAGCUGGCCUGAAUUCGGCAAAACUGCAGACGUUGAUCCAAAAUCAUCGUCAUCAUCAUGGAGGCACAGACCAGAACUAGACUCAAAAUCGAGAUAUGUAAUCGAGAUGCUAAUGGAAGAACCAGCUGUACAUGCUGUCCAUACAAAUACCAAAGCCCAGCAAGAUGGCCUACGCUGGAAAACGGGAUCAGCGCAGGAAGAUUCUGACCAGGUUGAGAGGUCUUCAAUUACGGUAAAGCACGACAGAUCUCGUGCUCCCCAUCGAAUUCGUAUCAGAUCUCGCGUUCUUAUCAAGCUACUCAAAGAUAUCACCGGACUCAGUACGGUCGUCGGACCGCAUGAACACAUCCUAGUUUUCAUGAAGCCAUUCAAACUUUUGAUUACUCAUGCUAAGAGUAUACGGACUCGCCUCGACGAGUUAGAAAGAAAGUUACUUGGACCUACUGGGCAGAAUGUACCUAACGGGGAGCCGGACACGACGGAAUUACAAUUACACUCUGCAGCCCGAGAGAUAGAGGCGGACGAAGCUCGAAACCACCUAGAACUUCUCUGUAAAAUGCUAGACCUCCAUUUGCAACCGAAAAUAGAUGCACUUCAGAUCAAGAACAAAUCAAGCACAGUCUUCUUCGAUGAUCUCUGGCACAUAUUUAAGACAGGAGGAGAGGUGCUGGAUACGAGCACUAACCAAAUGCAAUUGUAUCGAAUCAUUAAAGUGACAGGUGGUCGCGAAGUUUUGUCGCCACAGCUAACUGGGCCAUCUAAUCCCGCGUCCGAGAAACUAAAGGACAAGGGCUUCUCCAGCGGGUCAUUCAUCUUAGAAUGUUUCUAUGUCGGCUUCGACGGUGUCCAAUACGGUCCUGUGAAUGAAACGUUUCAGAUUCGCAGAUUCGAUGGGGCCAGGGACAUCACCUCGCUCCCAGUUGCACCGCUUGAGUAUAUGGCCGAGGACGAAGAAGAGAGGCGCAAUAAACUACUUGAGAGGGGCAGGAAGUUCGCAGAACUUUGUAACCCGUCCAAGACCGCACAUAAGCAGUAUACUGGCCUCACUCUUGAUAAGCGCCAGGAACAGGUUGAAUCUGAGGUAAUCAUCGACUUCCAGCUCGCUUUUAUAGAACAACCCGAAAACAAACCGAAAAUUGGGGUCGACAACUUGAUCGAUGAUGAUCCUCGGGAACUACUCGAUAAUUGGCUGCAUUGCAAAGUGUGCGGCAAUGCAGGAUGUUGUGGCAACGAUAUCAUAUACAACGAUUUUGAAAUAGACCAGAAUGAUCGAGAGCACUUCAAAAAGCAGCGCAAUCCAGCUCUUGAGAUGGUUGGAUACGAUACGGCGUUGACUACUGAUCAGAUGGUUCUACUACCACCGAAGGUAUUCGGGUUUGUGCUCCGAACACGCAGAUGGGCGACUUUCGACAUCAACCUAAUUGAGGACGUCCACUAUACAGACGGUUGGGAGAACCUCGUCAUUGAUCCAACUAUGAAGAAUACUGUCCUCGCAUUGGUCGAGAAUCAUCAGAAGUCAAACACUCUGGGUGCCCCAUCUACGGAUGGCGCUCUCUCUGGAGUAGACUUAGUUCAAGGCAAAGGCAAGGGUUUGAUCAUUCUUCUCCACGGGGAACCGGGUGUAGGCAAGACAAGCACCGCAGAGUGUGUUGCUGACCACACUCAACGACCUCUAUUCCCUGUGACGUGCGGCGACAUAGGUGACGAUGCAUUGAAGGUGGAGACAAACCUUGAGCGAAACUUCCAACUGGCUCACAAAUGGGGUUGUGUCCUUCUAUUAGAUGAGGCUGAUAUAUUCCUCGCAAGGAGAACUGCUAAUACGGACAUCGCUCGCAAUGCUAUUGUCUCAGUUUUUCUUCGCAGUCUCGAGUAUUACAGUGGGAUACUCUUCCUUACGACGAAUCGGGUCGGCACAAUCGACAGGGCCUUCAAGUCUCGCAUACACCUUGCACUCCUUUAUCCGAGAUUAGAUAAAGACAGUACGCUGAAAAUCUGGAGGAACAACCUCAACGGUCUAAACAAAGGCUUCGAGGGAAAAUCGGGGGGUCUUCGGCUCCAGGAGAAAGAGAUUCUGGAGUAUGCGGCGAAGCACUACAAGCACCUGACGAAACAAGACAUGCUCCCAUGGAAUGGAAGGCAAAUACGCAACGCCUUCCAAACAGCAAUUGCCAUUGCCAAAUACGAGGCCAAAGAUUCAAACGAGCCUCCAACCCUGACCGUCAAGCAUUUCAGGAAAGUCGCAAAGACAGCUAAAGAGUUCGACCAGUAUCUCAUGGAGCUCAGCCAGGACAAAGACGACAACCAGAUAGCUAUGGAUCAAGAACUAAGAGUAAAUAAAUGGGCUAGUUCGAAGAGUUCGUCUAAUCAUUCGUCUCGAAUGAAUGGCAGUAGUAAGGGCAAGAGAGCGGCUAGGGAUGUAGAGUCUGAGUCGAGUAGUUCAGACUUGGACUCCUCUGACGAUAAUACCGAGAGCGAUCAUAACGAUAUUAAAAAUGAACGAAAAUCGAAGAAGAGGAGGAAGAGGUAGCUAGCUCAGGACGCCGAUAGAUAGCUUCGUCUUGGAUUCUUGUUAACAGUACUCACAUAGACACUCAACAAACCAACAUCUACCUCCAUGUCUGUCAACGAUAGCCAUAUUGCUACCUAUGCAUGGAAAUGAUACGU
Annulohypoxylon maeteangense is the source of this 3187-nucleotide messenger RNA. Its product is annotated as P-loop containing nucleoside triphosphate hydrolase protein. The transcript has 8 exons. NCBI's taxonomy places the organism in Eukaryota, Fungi, Ascomycota, Sordariomycetes, Xylariales, Hypoxylaceae. Gene Ontology annotation, molecular function: ATP hydrolysis activity; ATP binding. Bases 66 to 3050 code for a protein of 994 amino acids. The record is from RefSeq and is a predicted model, not a curated record.